AUGGAUCCACCCGUGCCCUCUCUUGCAGCUCGCUACACUUGUGCAUCAAUCUUAGUAGGUGUCUUCGCAGUGUGGGGAAAAUACACUUUUGUGGACGAAGCAAAGGUCCCUGGAGGUGGCAGGGUCGAGUUGCACAACUGGAAGGUUCCCGCAGCGUUGACUACCUUUUAUCUGGUGAGUUUGCCCUUGCUUCGAUGGUUUUCCAACAAGUUUUUACUUCCAAAUGUGGAUGUGAAAAUUUUACUACGGGAGGCUAUGAUUCUCUACAAUGCGGGACAAGUUGUGUUGAACGCAUGGAUGGUAUACCGCUUCGUGGAUGCGGUCAUGUUUCGUGGACAUCCCUUUGUCGGCGGACCGGUUGAUUUGGUGGAUACGGGAGCGACUUUUGCAAUAUGGGUGCACUACUGCGACAAGUACUUAGAGUUUCUCGAUACGUACUUUAUGGUUCUGCGGGGAAAGAUGGAUCAGGUCUCAUUUCUGCACGUCUAUCAUCAUACGUCGAUAUCUUGGGCCUGGUGGUUUGGGUUGAAGCUCCAUCCCGGCGGUGAUGGGUACUUUGGCGCUUUGCUCAACUCAUGGAUUCAUGUCAUGAUGUAUUCAUACUACACGUUCAGUCUGCUGAAAGUUCACUGCCCUUGGAAGCGGUACUUAACGCAGGCACAGCUGCUACAAUUUACUACGGUUCUUCUGUAUUCCUUCUGGAGUAUGAAUCGAAUGCCCCCCGGCAGCAAUUGGGGCCAUUACGCGGCGCAUUGCAUCCAAGACUUUGAAAUGAUUAGCCUCUUUUUACUGUUUCUGCACUUUUACCGUAAAGCCUACAGUCAGAAGCAGAAG
Phaeodactylum tricornutum CCAP 1055/1 is the source of this 834-nucleotide messenger RNA. RefSeq lists its product with no specific name. NCBI's taxonomy places the organism in Eukaryota, Bacillariophyta, Bacillariophyceae, Surirellales, Neidiaceae. The annotation marks the transcript as partial. Gene Ontology annotation, molecular function: fatty acid elongase activity. The record is from RefSeq and is a predicted model, not a curated record. The transcript has 2 exons. Gene Ontology annotation, biological process: very long-chain fatty acid biosynthetic process; fatty acid elongation, saturated fatty acid; sphingolipid biosynthetic process. Gene Ontology annotation, cellular component: endoplasmic reticulum membrane.